Macrosiphum euphorbiae (potato aphid) is the source of this 345-nucleotide messenger RNA. Lineage: Eukaryota; Metazoa; Arthropoda; Insecta; Hemiptera; Aphididae. The record is from the annotation of a GenBank genome assembly.
AUGAAUGCAUUGGAUAUUAUUAAAAUAGAAAUAGAUCGACAAUUUUUGCUAUCUCAAAGACAAAAAGGUAGAAUUGGUUGUAUGCAUGGUAGAGAUAAAAAUUUACAAAAAACUGAAGAAGGAAAAAUUAAUCGGUUGGAAGCAGUUACAAAACGAAAAAAGACAGCAUAUACAGAAAUUGAACUAACAAGUCGUACUGUUGACAGCGAAGUAAUUUUUUCUCCAAGUUCUGAUAGCGAUUCUGAUGCUGGAGAAAAUAUUCCAAACAAACCGUUAGAUGUGGAAAAACUUCCAAAUUCCCAAACCUUCCUACAUUUAAAAAUAGAGGUAAUAAAAACUUUAUAA